This is a messenger RNA of Phlebotomus papatasi, 5770 nucleotides long. RefSeq lists its product as uncharacterized. The record is from RefSeq and is a predicted model, not a curated record. Gene Ontology annotation, molecular function: protein binding. NCBI's taxonomy places the organism in Eukaryota, Metazoa, Arthropoda, Insecta, Diptera, Psychodidae. The transcript is spliced from 5 exons. The coding region runs from base 1 to 3819 and encodes 1272 amino acids.
AUGGCAUGUUGCCAUCGUGUCCACUAUCACUUGAUAUGUUUUCCACGGCCAAUUAGUCGGCACUCAUGCAUGAAUAGCCACAUUUUGCAGAGAGAUGUUCAUUCCUUCGUGGACACACAACAAUACACAACUGCAGCAUUUACAGCCACUCCAGCUCCAGCCACGGAGUCUCAGCGUCUUCUCCGGCGGAUGGUGACUUUUGUGUUGAAGUGCAGGUCAACAAUCAGUCUCACUCCUUGCUCUUCCCUCAACACCGUGAUGGCACAGUGCCGAUGCUAUAUAAUUAUGGCGAUCACUGGCGGAUGGUUACCUGGAUGCUAUCACAAUGGGACGAGGUAUGGAGAAGGAUCUAUGGUACCCACACUUGAGCCCUGUCUUAGCUGUAAGUGUUCCAAUCGUAUCCUCACCUGCGCCCUCAAAGUCUGCCCAGAACAACCCAUUCCACCACCAAGAGGAUGCAUUCUGGUUCAACACAAAACCAGCUGCUGCCCACACAUGACCUGCAGAAAGUUCAAUAGUAAACCCUUGACCGAGACCGACAGGAGAGUGGUUAAUUUUCUCAAUGACUUUGAGAGUGAACAGAAGAUUAUCCAGCAAAAAUAUGGAGAUCUCUCAGAUGGAAACUCAAACUUUUUGAGACGAUCAGAGAGCACAGAAGAUGAGAAUGAUAACAUAUGCAUCCAGAAUGGCACAAUUUAUAUGCCAGGCUCUGCCAUGACAUCCUCCAGUCUUUGUUCCUACUGCUACUGCAUUGGUGGAAAGCAGAAGUGCGUGAAGCCCAAAUGCCUCCUUCCAGCCCUUGCAGAUUGCACUCCAGUUUUCAUUGAGUCCAAUUGUUGUCCAGUUCGAUACGACUGUUCAGAAAGAAAAUCCAUUAAGAAUAACUUACCGCCCAGGAAGAAGAUCACCAACAAACACUACAUGCGUAAUGUGACAAUGAUGGCAAGAGGAAGUGGAUGCUUUGUCAAUGGUAUCCUUCACACUGAAGGUCAUCGACUACCUAAGGAUCCAGAGAAUCCCUGUGAGAUAUGCUACUGCAUUCGUGGAAAGCGGAAAUGCACACCACAAAAGUGCUCGCCAGAGAUAAAAAAUUGCAUCCCGAUGAUACCACCUGGCCAGUGUUGCCCAUCGAGCUACAAUUGCGACAAUCAGGAAGAAAAGGGCAGACAGUUUGACUUAUUUUCCAUUCUCUUUGGAGAUGAUGAUGUGAAUGCAACAGAAGUGGCUGGAGAAGAAAUUCUGAGUACAACUGAAGUGCCAGGAAAUGCAGAGUCUACCAGUGAAAAGAGUUUCUUCGAUGUCCUGAGAGAAGGAUUGGAUUUUGUAGAUGCUCAUGAGCACAAAGUCAAUGCUUUGCUCAGUAAGAAUGAAACGAAAGAUAAGAUCAAUAGCACUAAUUCCGUGUUUGAAAUUCUCGAUAUUCAUCCAGAAUCUGACACGUAUUAUGACUAUGAAGAUGAUGAGGAGACGAGUGGAAAGAACAGCACCUCUCACAAUACAACACGACAUAGUGAAACCACAACAGUUGCAGCGACGACAGUUGAUGAUAAAAGUGAGAUUAGCAGAGUGGCAUCGACAACUAUUGGAGAUGAGAAUAUCGAAACAUCGACGAUUAGCGAGGAAUUCAGCACAAUUGGAGAUAUUGAAUCUCCCGCAAGUACAAUUGCAUCUGAUACCACGGAGAUUGAGGUGCAAACCACAGAACUUGAUCAAAUCAUCACAACCAUUAGCACGGAUGAAACUCAAGUGCCUAUCAAUUCAACCACUAAUGGACCUCCACAGGUCACCGAGGUCACUCAAAGAGACGAUGCAAUUACAGAAAUAUUCACGAUGGUCACGGAAUUGAGCACAGAGACUGCGGACAUUGAAAUAACGACGGAUUCUGAGAGUACUACUGAAACGACUGAAACUGUUGAGAAGACAACAGAGAUUGAUAAGCCAGAUACUAAAAAUGAUGAAGAAUCUCUGCUGCCAGAAACAUCAUCCCCAACACUCUCUUCCACAACAGAAAAUAUACUAUCAGCUUUGUUCAAUGGAUUGGCCAGUAUACUUGACAAAGACACCAAUAAGACAAAGAUUAAUAGGAAUUCUACAACAGAAGCAACAACUCAACAAAAGAAUCUUACCACAAUUUCUUCAAUAGAUAGGAUCGAUGAUGAAUCUUUUACAGUACCUCCAACCCCUUCUUUGACUCCCAAGCCAGAAACUCAACCUGUGGUUAUUGAUUCGAACCCUUCAAUUCUUGAAACCGACUACCAUUACGACUACAGUGAACCAACCCUUCCGCCUAGUCUUCCCAAUUUAAAGAUCAUCCCCUUCCUCCCUGCGGAUGCGGUCAAGAACAACCGAAAAAAGGUAGUCCCGGCUUACGAGUACUACUCCAAACACGAUCCUACCCUCUAUCCACCAGUUGCCGUCGGAGAGAAGAGGAUCGACUACGCACCCUCCUACACUCAAGAAAACUUCAACUUUGACCCUACAGCUUAUCCCUCCAUUACUGAAUCCUUUGACAAUCUCAAUUACGAUUAUGUGGCUGAAGGGGAAAAGCAUCCAAUUGUGGGUUAUGGAAACUACGCAGGAGUUGUUCCGGUGUACAAGAAUUCACCUUCCGGUGAAUUUGAAGGGGAGGCUCCGAUCUUCAACUUCGAACAGAUGAAAGGAUUCUCCCCACCGAAGGAGACUGAAGGAGGUUUUGUACCAAAGGAACCCCACAAAGACAACUUCUAUUACGAUGCAUUCAGGACGACAAAUUUCGUUGUAGAUCUCACCACUGAGAUCCCCCCACCGAAACCCAACAAUCUUCUUCCGCCAGAUCCAUUUAAGAAUGUUAUUCGAACAGAACCACCACCUGAUUUGCAUUCCCUGAUUGAGGACAAAGAGAAAUUGCUGCUGAAUCGAGUUAUUAUCAACGGAACACUGCAGAAUGACUUUGACCGGGAAAUUAUCUCAAUUACCACCGAUGGUACCGUAACAGAUGAUGAUGCAAGUACGGAUAGCAAAAAUAAUGUCACAGAAGAUAGUAUUCGGGAAAAUAUGGAGGAAAUUGUCACAGAAGUUGUGGGUGUCUCAAAAUCUACCACUGAGUCUCCAGGAGGAUUUUUCGAUGGAAUCUUUGGGUUUCUAUUCAAAGAUGACCCACCUGAAGAGGAAGAAAUAACAACACCAAAUCCCAUGACUCACUUUAAGUUGCCAGAGAUUGACUAUGAGUCAAUGAAGGUGCCAGAAUUUAAGAAUCUCUCCAAAGAGGUAGAAAUCCCAGCAAUUCUCCUUAACAAUGCUACUGUGGACCAUAAAGAAAACCCUAAUGAGAAUGUCACGGUUAUUCGCGAUAUUCUUAUUGACCUUCUGGAUAAUGGUGCAGAGGAGAAAGAAACUGAGAAAAUUCCAACGACGUCUGAGGCAUCAAUGAAGCCUCACAAUCGUCUCAGUGUUCCACACUUAACACCCAGUCUCCAGCUCAAUCCCAUUCGAUCGAGUUUAGAUCUGGUGAUCCCACACAGAAAUGACGAUGACAACUACAAUCCAGACAGUUACCAAAUCCUCCCUGAGGAUUCCAGUAUCUCCAAUACGGAAUCCUUUGUUGUGAAUCCCGUGGAUGUGAGUCAAUUGAAGCAGCAUCAGUCAGAAGGGGAGACGCAAAUCUUCACGAAACCCAUCAUUAGUAGUGCCCAGGAUCCCGUAGGACUUCUCAAGCUGGCCGGCUGCAAUAUCUACGGGAGGAUGUAUCGUGUGGGGAGAAUCAUAUCGGAACUGUCGGGACCAUGUUUAGAAUGUAAAUGCACAGAAGUUGGGGUUCACUGCACCCCUCUUGAUUGCUAAGUGUACUCCUUAAAACUUUUUCUUCAACUAACACCAUGGUUUCUAGGAAAUUUGAUCUAAAUUCCACGAGGCAUCUCAAGGUGACGCCACUAAGUCCCCAAGUGAAAAGAUUACUUACUCCAUUGACCCCUUCUCUUAUCGCUUUAUCACAAGAGACCGGCCCACUUUUUAGCGGUCAAAAUAGUAGCGAUAAUUUGGGUGAUUUCAAACUUGCACAGAUUGCAGAAGUAUUUUUUUUACAUUCCUUAAUAUUUACUCAAUCAGUAUCUUUUGCGAGCAAGGUUUUCCUAAAUCAGUACCUAUUAAAUAGGUUUUGAGAAUUCCAAUGGCUAAAUAUGUUGAAAGUGGUUCAAUACAUCAAAUCAAUCGGUACAAAGAAUUUUAUUACUUGAUCUUUUAAUUGUGGCAAAGUAUUAUUUGCUCGAUAAAUACCAAUAUUUCGGUUAAGUGAUUCAUUUUCGGUUUUUAAUUUGCAGUGAAUUGUUCUGGAUUCUAAAUCUUAUCGAAGCACUGAAAGUUUAAAACUCUUCCAACCUAACUGAUAAGGAAAUGCGCUCAGCAAAACUUUUUUAACUUUUAACCUGAAGAAACUGUUAUUAGGAAUAUUUCUAGUGAAUUAUCGGGCGUAGCUGAAGUAUCCAUUUGGAAAAUUAAAGACAUAUUCGAAAAUGAAGAAAAGAAAAAAAUCAUUGUAGUCAUUUUUGCGCAACAUGACAAAAAAUGACACUUAAUACCCAAUUCUAAAGAAGUUGUAUAAAGCACGAGAAGCUUAUACAGGCUUCAGACCUAAGGCUUAACCACAUGGCUUAAUCCGUCUAAACCCUUAUCAGACAAAAUUUUUUAGGAAAUUGAUGUUUAGGUUUGGAUAUUGAGGGCAAAUUAUCCAAUAGAUUUUAAAAAUCAGGAAAAUUGUUUCUUAUUUACAUUUUUGAGACCUUCGAAAACUCGCUAAACCUCUAGUCUGAGCCCGGCAUUAUGGUACUUGAGAUUCUGGUAAAUUUCGAUAUUGUAUGAGUUCGAGUACAGUGAGAGAAAGGCGGCCUAUCGUUGAAAAGUCUUUAUCUAUAUACUACAUUCUAAAAUUCCAUCAAAAUCGGUUUAUAAUGGUACCAAAAUGAUACAAAUACGGUUUUUAAACUCAAGAUUUAACCCAAUUUUCAUUGGUCUCGAAAUACCAUAACAACCAAUUAUAUAGGUUUUUCAAAAUGUAUUGAAUCAUAGAAGUUGUUCAGUAGAAAAAGGGUCUAUCGUGUCUCUUGUCUUUCCCUUCAAAACAGUCCUUUUUUCUGAGCACCUCAGUCGUCCUUAAUAUCUAAUCCUAUGUUCAGCUUCAAUUAAUUUAAAUAAUACGCCCAUAUUACCUGAUAUCAGCAUUUACCUUUUGCUUUUGCUGCGAUAUCCAAAAAUAAAAACAUUUCCAAAAUUUUCAUAUUCAUGUACCAUGUAGAUCCGACUUUAUCCACUUUUAAAUCCUCAGACACUGAUGAGACUUAGUGCAAAAAUUUCAUCACUCAUUACAAUCACUAUAACAAUGUCUGCAAGAUUAAUCGUGGGAAAAUGUCUGGUCUGUUGGUUUAAUUUGGUUUAGAAAGAAAAAGUUAAUCCAGUAGCUAGAGAGACUUUCGACAUAACCGAUAAGAGAAUUCCAAAAAGAACGCUAUAAUUCAACAUGAAGAUAAUGUUCGAUGUCUUAACAGUGACGCUUAUAAACAUUUCCAUGCCAUUUCAUACCUUGUUUGGAAAUUUAUGAUCAAAUUUUUUGAUGAACCAUUCCAUCUGAUGGGGAUAAUCUCUAACUCUCUUAAAAUGAAUAAAAGAAGGAGAAGCAACAAAAAUGUGGUAUUGGAACUAUAACCUAUUUCUAACAGUAAAUUUUAUUGUAUAAGAUUUUUCAGAAUGAUUCCCUAAAAAUAAACUUAAGAAAUAAAUCUGCUCAUGGCAGUUAAAAUAA